Molecule: messenger RNA, 987 nt
Organism: Ochotona curzoniae (black-lipped pika)
Lineage: Eukaryota; Metazoa; Chordata; Mammalia; Lagomorpha; Ochotonidae
Gene: GNRHR
Product: gonadotropin releasing hormone receptor
Exons: 3
Coding region: 1-987 (328 amino acids)
Biological process (GO): G protein-coupled receptor signaling pathway
Cellular component (GO): membrane
Molecular function (GO): peptide binding; gonadotropin-releasing hormone receptor activity
Source: RefSeq, a predicted model, not a curated record
AUGGCCAACAGUGCUGCUUCAGAACAGAAUCAGAAUCACUGCUUAGCCAUCAACAACAGCAUCCUGGUGAUGCAGGCCAACCUCCCCACCCUGACCUUAUCUGGAAAGAUUCGAGUGACCAUUACUUUCUUCCUUUUCCUCCUCUCCACAACCUUUAAUGCUUCUUUUUUGCUGAAACUCCAGAAGUGGACUCAGAAGAAAGAGAAAGGGAAAACAGUCUCUAGAAUGAAGGUGCUUCUGAAACAUCUGACCUUGGCCAACCUGUUGGAGACGCUGAUUGUCAUGCCAUUGGACGGAAUGUGGAAUAUCACAGUGCAGUGGUAUGCAGGAGAGUUCCUCUGCAAAGUCCUCAGCUACCUGAAGCUGUUCUCCAUGUAUGCCCCAGCCUUCAUGAUGGUGGUGAUCAGCCUGGACCGCUCCCUGGCCAUCACGAGGCCCCUUGCCGUGAAAAGCAGCCACAAACUGAAGCAGUCCAUGAUUGGUCUUGCCUGGCUCCUCAGUAGUCUCUUCGCCGGACCACAGCUAUACAUCUUCAGGAUGCUCCACCUAGCAGAUGGCACUGGGCAGACGGAAAUUUUCUCUCAAUGUGUAACCCACUGCAGUUUUCCACAAUGGUGGCAUCAAGCCUUUUACAACUUGUUUACGUUCAGCUGCCUUUUCCUCAUUCCUCUUCUCAUCAUGCUGAUCUGCAAUGCAAAAAUCAUCUUCACCCUGACACGUGUCCUUCAUCAAGAUCCCCACAAACUACAGUUGAAUCAAUCCAAGAACAAUGUACCAAGAGCUCGACUGAGGACCCUCAAGAUGACAGUUGCUUUUGCCACUUCGUUUAUUGUCUGCUGGACUCCCUACUAUGUCCUGGGAAUCUGGUAUUGGUUUGAUCCUGAAAUGUUAAACCAGGUGUCUGAGCCAGUUAAUCACUUUUUCUUUCUCUUUGCCUUUUUGAACCCAUGCUUUGACCCCCUUAUAUAUGGAUAUUUCUCUCUGUAA